GUCAAAUAAAAGCCCAUCUUACAGGCUCUUAGCAUGUCCAUCAUCCACUCAGCACAAAUUCAAUCAAAGAUGGCCUCCACCAACAUAAACCAAAUAACAGCAGAAUUAAUGUCGCAUUUGUGAGGAAAAAUUGCCUUCAUUAGCCCAUCAAAAAGUUAUAUGGUGCUCAGGGGAAUGGUGCUCUCCAUUAUUAUAUAUAAUAUCCCAUCCAUUUUCAUCUUGCACUUUUAUAUAAACGCAGGCUGUGACUGGGACCAGUUGCCAGUCAUCUGCUGAGGUCUUCACUGAAAGUUGGAUAUGAGUUCUUUCCUUGUCUGUGUUACCUGUCUACUUUUUCUAAUAGAUGGAGUGUACCUUAAACAAGUAUGCAGUAAGCAAGAUGUGCUGGAAUAUCUAAAUCUCACCAGAGGCAAUGAGAAAUUCACAACUUGCCGUCCUGCACUGGACUGGACACACCCCACCGUAGUGUAUGUUGAUAUUUACCUCUACGGCAUCCUUUCUAUGAUUGAAAAAUCUCAAAUCUUUGUACCUCUUUUAUGGAUGUCUGUGAGCUGGAACAACGAACGAAUCUCUUGGGAUCCUAAGGAGUUCUGUGGGAUUAAAAAUGUGACUUUACCAAAAGAGAUGCUUUGGAAACCAGACCUCUAUGUUCUUGAGACUGCAGAGAAGGAAGAUGGACCACUGAACCCAUUUUUGUUUAUUACUCAUGAUGGAAAUGUGACAAUGGAGGACGACCAUAAAAUUGUCAGCACCUGCACAAUGAAUGUGCACAAAUUUCCUUUUGAUACUCAAACCUGCCAUAUAACAGUGUCUUCAAUUAAUCACUCAGAUAAAGAAAUAAAGCUGGUUCCUGCCUCCAAUUCAUCAAAAGCAACACAGGUAGCUCGGGAAAGCAUAUUAACCCAAGGAGAAUGGGUAUUCUUGAACAUAUCUGUCUCAAUGGAAAAAGAUAAUUAUGAGGGCCAAACAUUUGACAGGAUAAAGUACACGAUUUCAGUCAAAAGGAUGCCCCUGAUGCAUUUCAUCAAUUUUCAGCUACCGAUAUUGUUUUUCCUCAUUUUGGACCUAGCUUCUUUUUUCAUACCAGAUAGAGGGGAGAAACUGUGCUUCAAAGUGACGGUACUACUGGGGAUCUCUGUACUUUUGCUCAUCCUAAAUGACAUCCUGCCAUCCAAAUCUCACAGAUGUCCUCUGAUUGCUACGUAUGUCAUUGUCAUCUUUUCCUUCAUGUUGUUGAGUCUUCUGGAGACAAUUUUGGUGAUAUACUUAAUAAAUAUGAGCUCUGAACAAGACACUAAGUGGGUUCAGAGACAAGAAGAUCUCAACUGUGAAACAGAUAAACGCAAAGGAGACAGCAGUGAUCACAUCUGUUAUUCUGUAGUGGAGGCUCCUCUAGAGACUCUGAUGUUGAAGGAAAUAUACAGCAAAGACAAAAUGAAUGACAUGCACUUAUUGCAGAUGAUUCUGGAAGAGCUUCAGACUAUUAAACAGACUCUUCCUCCCCAUACUUUAAAAGCCCAAACUGGUCAGAAGUACUGGUUAGGAAUGGUCAUAUGCAUUAACAGGCUUUUCUUUGUGGUUUAUCUCAUCUCAAUUUCUCUCUUUCUUGGUUUCAUAUUUCGAGAGUGGAAAGUUGAGUAAUUUCACACUCUAAAAUUGAGCUGAAUGCUCAGAUUAGUGCAUAUAAUAUUACAUACAUUUUGUCUUCCUGCAUACUGUUAUUCUAGAAAGAGCUGCAGCAUACACUUCAAAUGAUCGUGUGGUAC
Rhinichthys klamathensis goyatoka is the source of this 1766-nucleotide messenger RNA. RefSeq names its product 5-hydroxytryptamine receptor 3C-like. The transcript has 9 exons. Gene Ontology annotation, cellular component: neuron projection; membrane; synapse. Lineage: Eukaryota; Metazoa; Chordata; Actinopteri; Cypriniformes; Leuciscidae. Gene Ontology annotation, biological process: nervous system process; signal transduction; chemical synaptic transmission. The record is from RefSeq and is a predicted model, not a curated record. Gene Ontology annotation, molecular function: extracellular ligand-gated monoatomic ion channel activity; neurotransmitter receptor activity; transmembrane signaling receptor activity. Bases 298 to 1641 code for a protein of 447 amino acids.